AUGAAUCGACAGACCCGAUUUCGGAGGACAACAUUCGUGGCCGGAAAAUCGUGGAUAUGGCCGUCUCAUCGCACUCCCGACAUUAUUGUGCUGCUGGGUGUGGAUAUGUGGUCCAUUAUGAAAGUUCAAGUGGCCUACCGCCAGGGGCGCUGGAAAAGCCUAAAUGGGAUGUCCAUUGCGCGUUCAUUUCUGGGAAUUGGAUACUUCGGCCUCUUGCCGUCAACUAAG
Mesorhabditis spiculigera is the source of this 228-nucleotide messenger RNA. NCBI's taxonomy places the organism in Eukaryota, Metazoa, Nematoda, Chromadorea, Rhabditida, Rhabditidae. The record is from the annotation of a GenBank genome assembly.